Molecule: messenger RNA, 7911 nt
Organism: Pectinophora gossypiella (pink bollworm)
Lineage: Eukaryota; Metazoa; Arthropoda; Insecta; Lepidoptera; Gelechiidae
Gene: Ncc69
Product: bumetanide-sensitive sodium-(potassium)-chloride cotransporter
Exons: 24
Coding region: 351-3827 (1158 amino acids)
Biological process (GO): sodium ion homeostasis; potassium ion import across plasma membrane; chloride transmembrane transport
Cellular component (GO): membrane
Molecular function (GO): sodium:potassium:chloride symporter activity
Source: RefSeq, a predicted model, not a curated record
GUCAGAUGGGUAGAUGUGUCGCCCUUUCUUCCUCUAUUUACCGCGUGUUUUCAAUAUUAUUUUCGAUUUUAUAACAUAAACAUUAUUGUGUUUAUUAAAAUUUAUCGUCAAAAUAACCGGCGAGUGAUCAUGUUGUAAACGAUUUACUUUUGAAAUUCAUGUGGUGACUCAAGUAGCCUAGUUAUUUGUGGAAAUAUCGAUGAAAAACGUUUCCUAAUAGCAUUCUUAUCAUCAUAAGUAUAUUUCCUGUGUUCAUAAAAUUCAAGAAUGGUGAAUAUCAUGUCGUAGUUAUUCAACUCUGCAAGUUAAUAAAUUCGGUUUAUAGUUGUUCUUUGUAAAUUUAAAUCAAAAUGAGUUCUCCAGAGAAGGACAUAGAGCUGAGUCCUGUGAAGUCCGAAGCAACGGCUAGUGCCAAUACGAACAAGUCUGAGAAAUUAAAAGUACCUUUAGAUGAUGAGGAAGAUGUCAUCAUUGGACGGUUUAGGAAAAUUAGUUCGGCAAAGUCUAUGGCAGCCACAAAUGGUAACAUACAGUAUCCCUCAGAUAUACCAUUCCGGAGUGAUGAUGUAGAGGCUGGAUUGCAAUUGAGGAAAGAUAAGGAGAUUUGUGAACGGGAUAAGUUGCUGGCGGAGUCGGUGAAUGAAGGAGGAGUGGAUUCCUUGAAGAGUCAAGUUACGAAGAGCAGUUUUAGAGAUACAGAGAAACCGUCCCGGUUUAGAGACCAGCCUUCAGCUACGAGGUUUCAGAUGCAGGCUAAACAAGAAGACGAUGCCACAGAAGAGUCAGAAGACGGGAUGGACAGCGAUGACCCUCUCACUGCUUCUGACACUAAAUAUGGAAAAAGCUUUAGACACUUCACUCGGGAAGCGUUACCCAGAUUGGACAACUACAGGAAUGUUCUAUCCCUCCACGCAGCCCCUAGGCCUACGCUAGAUGAGCUACACAAUGCUUCUUUAUCACGAAAGCCAGGCCAGACCAUGGAAAAGGACCUGGGUCCCCCGAUGCCGUCGUCUAACGUGAAGUUCGGCUGGAUCAAGGGCGUGCUGAUGCGCUGCCUGCUCAACAUCUGGGGCGUCAUGCUGUUCCUGCGGCUCUCCUGGGUCGUGGGCCAGGCGGGCAUUGCGCAGGCAAUGCUGCUGAUCAUGACGACGUCUGUGGUGACCACCAUCACCGCGCUCUCCAUGUCGGCAAUCAGCACCAACGGAGUUAUCAAAGGAGGAGGAACGUACUACAUGAUAUCUCGGUCUCUCGGCCCGGAGUUCGGAGGCUCAAUAGGGCUGAUCUUCUCAAUGGCCAAUGCUGUUGCCUGUGCUAUGUACGUGGUGGGGUUUGGCGAGUCCCUAAUCACGCUAAUACCAGAGUCUGCUUACAUGGUCAACAAGAGCUGGGACCAAGCGAUCUACGGGUGCAUCACAAUAGUGCUGUUAACUGGGAUCGUGAUAGUGGGCAUGGAGUGGGAGGCCAAGGCGCAGAUCGUGCUGCUCAUCAUCCUGCUGGCGGCCAUCGUUGACUUCUGUAUCGGCUCCUUCGUCGGGCCCAAGAGCGAACUGGAGAUCGCACAGGGGUUCGUUGGGUAUAAUAUGACGGUGUUAGCAGACAACGUUGGUCCCGACUACAGAUACUUCGAGGGUGUGGAGCAUAACUUCUUCUCAGUGUUCUCCAUAUUCUUCCCGGCCGCCACCGGCAUCCUGGCUGGUGCCAACAUUUCUGGAGAUCUUAAGGACCCUCAAAAAUCGAUCCCCAAAGGCACCCUCCUAGCGAUCGUUCUAACGACGAUAUCGUACUUGGUGAUCGCGCUCAUAGCCGGGUGGUCGGUGCUGCGUGACGCGUCAGGCGACGUGGCCGACGUCGCCAACUGGACCAUGUCCCAGUGUGCCGCCACCAGCAGCUGCCAGUACGGCCUGCAUCAUAGUAACGACGUUAUUCGGCUGGUGUCAGGAUUUGGGCCGUUGAUAUACGGCGGUUGCUUCGCAGCCACGUUAUCAUCAGCUCUAGCGUCCCUCGUGUCAGCUCCUAAAGUAUUUCAGGCGUUAUGUCAAGACAAGCUGUACCCAUAUCUGGAGUUCUUCGCUAAAGGCUACGGACCCAACAACGAGCCUGUCAGGGGAUACGUCCUCACUUUCAUCAUUGCUGUCGCCUUCAUACUUAUGGGUGGUUUGAACCAGAUCGCUCCGCUGAUCUCCAACUUCUUCUUGGCCGCGUAUGCGCUCAUCAACUUCUCCACAUUCCACGCCUCACUCGCCAAACCUGUGGGGUGGAGACCCACCUUCAGGUUCUACAACAUGUGGCUGUCGCUGGUGGGGUCGAUGGUGUGUGUGUGCAUCAUGUUCGUCAUCUCGUGGAUCACGGCGCUGGUCACCAUCGCGUGUCUGCUCGCGCUCUACCUCCUCGUCUCUUAUAGGAAGCCCGAUGUGAAUUGGGGUUCAACGACGCAAGCGCAGACAUACAAGGCGGCGCUGGCUGGCGUGCACCAGCUCAACAGGGUCACGGAACAUGUCAAGAAUUACAGACCACAGAUUCUGGUGCUGACAGGAUUCCCAGCAGAGAGACCUAUCCUGACCGAUUUCAGCUAUCUUCUCACCAAAGGCCUGUCCCUAAUGCUGUGUGGACAUAUUGUACAGGGCCAAGUGAGCCACAGAGCACGCGAGGCACUCUGCGCGCGCGCAUACCAGUGGUUCAACAAGCGGAAGAUCAAGGCGUUCUACACUGUGGUCGACGAUGUUGGGUUCAAGGAGGGGGCUAGCGCGCUUAUACAGUCAAGCGGGCUGGGUAAGCUUCACCCCAACAUCCUGAUGAUGGGGUUCAAGGAGAACUGGCUGGCCUGCGACCGCGCGGAGCUGGUCGACUACGUGGAGGUCAUGCACAAAGCUCUGGACGUGCACAUGGCCAUCGCGCUGCUGCGCGUAGAGGGUGGGCAGUACACCGCCGACGCGUUAGACGACGACUUGCGAUCGUACCUGAACGACAUGAACACAAAGGACUUGUCACUCUUCUCGCGUUCGAUGGGAGACAAUUACAAGGAGUCCAAGUCUACGGAGAGUCUCAACACGCAUUCUGUCGGCAGCAGCGUGUCGGACGUGUCCCUGGGCUCCCCGGAGCUGCGCCGCGCCGGCGUGUCCCCCGACCCCGGCGCCGCUACAAACGGGAAGGACGCGCGGAAGCCCGCGGGGAAAGAGAGCAAAGGUCUGGGCAGCGCGGUGCGGCGCGCCUUCGGGGCGUCGGUGGCGCGGCGGGCCUCGUCCUUCACCUCCGUGGAGCAGUUCACCAAGCGGCAGUCGGGCUCCGUCGACGUCUGGUGGCUCUAUGACGAUGGAGGCCUCACCCUCCUGCUGCCGUACAUCCUGUCUACGCGACGUGCGUGGUCCUCGUGCCCGCUGCGAGUGUUCACUCUCGCCAAUAAGAAUACCGAGCUGGAACUGGAGGAACGAAACAUGGCGUCUCUGCUAUCGAAGUUCCGCAUAGACUACUCCGCGCUGAAGAUGGUGGCGGACAUCACGAGACGACCGCGGGACUCCACCCUCGCGUACUUCGACAGACUCAUCGCGCCCUUUAAGGCGACCGAUGAUAAUGAUGAUAAUACGGGCAUAACGGAAGCGGACCUGAUCGCGGCGCAAGACCGUACACACCGCCACCUGCGUUUGCGCGAGCUCAUCUCCGAGCAGUCGUCGGGCGCACGACUUGUGUGCGUCACCCUCCCGAUGCCGCGGCGCCGCAACGUGGUCCCGCCGCCGCUGUACAUGGCGUGGCUGCACGCUAUUUCUACUGCUGCCGACAGAGUGCUCCUGGUGAGGGGAAACCAUGCCGCUGUCUUGACCUUCUACUCUUAAAAUUACAUCCAUAUACUCAAUGAUAUUACAAUACACUACGAGGUACAUAUGUUAUAAUAUACAUAAAAACAUAAACAGUUGGGGACAGGCCUCCCCUCGAUCGAAACUCCGCUUAAUCGGAGGUAUGCAGCAUACUUCAUCACGCUGCUCCACUGCAGGUUAGUACAGGUGGUUUUACAGCUAAUAUCCGAGACCAACUGCUUAACGUGCUCUCCGAAGCAUCUUACUUUUUCGGACAAUCAGGUGAUUCAAGCCUGCAAUGUCCUUACCAAGCAAAGGAUAGUCAUACAAAGUGAUUUCGAAAAUGUCCUCAUCGGGAAUCGAACCCGUACCUCCCGAUCGUGAGCUUAAUGCUCUAACCACUACACCACGGCGGUGACGUCGGUGCCCCGAUAGAUAGAAAUUAGUGCGGUGCGGAGAGUUACCGUUCUAUACAGUAGGAUUAUUCUUCAUUCUACACUAUGGCUGCCCAAUCUGCUUGUUAACAUCCAGAAUAUACACUUUGGUCUGUUAUACAAUUUUUAAUCACGUACAACUCUUACAACAUUCAAAGAAAACAGCAAUAAAAAUAACAUUUCAUCAAAUUACAACAUACCCGUAUAAUACCCUAAAUAGUCACUUAUAUUAUAAUUACAAAUUAAAUAUUAAUACAAUUAUAAAUUUUGCUCGAGAGGAGCUCGGUGGCGCAGCGGUAAAUGCGCUCGGUCUGCGAUUGUUGAAGUUAAGCAACUAUCGCAAAGGCCGUUCAUAGGAUGGGUGACCACAAAAAUAAAAUUUUCAUCUCGAGCUCCUUCUUGCUUCGGAAGGCACGUUAAGCCGUUGGUCCCGGCUGCAUUAGCAGUCGUUAAUAACCAUCAAUCCGCACUGGGCCCGCGUGAUGGUUUAAGGCCCGAUCUCCCUAUCCAUCCAUAGGGAAGGCCCGUGCCUCAGCAGUGGGGACGUAAUGGGCUGAUGAUAAUGAUAAUAAUAAUACAAUUAUAAAUUAACAAUUCAAGACCUUACGUGUCUAAAAACACACGUGCGUACGUGUAUACACUUUAGUGUAUAGUUAUAUUUAUUUACGGAUCUGAAUUGUUUCAUCGUCUUAAUGCGAAUCUCUUGGGACGCUAUUGAAUUGAUAUGAGUGAUAGAUAGAUAGAUAAAAUGUUUUAUUGAGCCUAAUGGAUACUAGAUACAGAGAUAUGGACAACAGAUACAGAAAGGCACAACAGGCGGCCUUAUUGCUCAUGCAGCAAUUUCUCCCAGGCAACCUUUGGGUACAGGAAAAUUUGCGUUUUAUUUUGUGAUAAUGGUGAACAAUGGACCAAAUGUAACUGAGAGGCCAUCUACAUUUCAUCAACAUUUCUGGUUAUACAUUUGUACAGUGACGAGAAGUAAGUACCCACUUUAGAACCCUGUCGCACUAUCACAUUUGACAUUUAAUGAGACUUACGGUUUAAUUUCUCAAUUUUUUUUAAUUUAAAAUGGUUUCAAAGUGUAUACAUAAUUAUUAUUACUCGUGACCGAACACACGGUGCACUAUGCAUGUCUUUUUGUAACAUUUUAUACCCUUUCAUAUUUGAUUUGAUAUUAGGUACUGUUUUUGAAGUUCCGUACCAAAGUGUUUGAACCCUAAUGGUGCGGUUCGAUUUUGUAUAUUUUAUAUAUGAAUGCAUAAUAAAUAGCGUAUUUUUUUGACAUUUUUAGUGACAAGUAUACCUGUGUAUACAUUCCAAUAGUGCUAAAGGCACAAUUUUUUGUUUAUUUAGAACAAUAAUUAUAGUUUCCCUUCGUCCACGUCGGUAACUAGAUUUACCUAACCAGUUACGACAAAAUGUUUUUCUUUUCCUGUUUUGUAACUAGUUGUGGAAGCAGAAUUAUUUUUCCACAUUUGUAAGUUGCAAUUUCUACUACAUUUCUCAUCAAAAAAAAUCGGAACACAUGACAAAAUUAUUUUAUUAUAUUAUCAAGGUUAUGAAUAAAAAAUAUACAUUUUAAAUUGGGUUAUACGGUGGGUAAUUUUUAAUAUUAAUGUACCAAAAUUAAGAAAAAAAGCUCGUGUUUUGUUGAACAAUAAUUAAAUUAUAAAGUAAUCCGAUUUUUUUGAUGGACAAGAUGAAUAUUUAUAAGUUGUGUUUCUUUUUUAUUUAUUAUAACCAAUUGAUCUGCUAACGACUAACACAGCCUCAAUAAAUGUAGUGCCUAACUUUAUAGCUAGUACAGUCAUGGGCAAUAUCAUGUACCCACUUUAGAACCCUGUCACACUAUCAUAUUUGACAUUUAAUGAGACUUACGGUUUAAUUUGUCAAAAAAGUUAAUAUAACAUGGUUUCAAAGUGUAUAUACAUAUUAGUGCUCGUGACCGUACAGUACAGAUGUUAGGUAGGGAAUUAUUAGCACCAGAUUUUUGGUAAUAUUAAUAGAUUUGGGAUCUGUGAUUGAUAUAGAAACUGUCUGAAAUAAACGUUUUCUAUAUUAGAAAAAAAAAACUUUAAUAUUUGCGAUUCUAUUUAAUUCGCUGUUCUACCAACGAAAUGAAUUGUAAAGGUGCGAUUAGUUAUAACGACAUCUGUACUUUAUAAAAUAAUUAUUAAACGACAAUUUUACCACCUAAAUACGUAUUUUUUAUAACAUAAUUGUACACUUUUGAAAAUAAGGUUUGGAUGUGUUUACGUAUUUUGACGAUUUUAUAAUAAAAUUUUAUGAAUUAUGUAGAAUCUCUUACAGAUCUUUAUAACGAGUGACUGUUUUUAGAAGAAUAUUUUUGUGUGUGUGAUCUAACCAGUGUGUUCGAUACUUAGUCGAUAAGCUAUUUGGAUUCAUGUAAAAUCUUGUAUGUUCUUUUUUUGAUUUAUUUAUUUAUUUUAAUUGUAUUCAAUGCAAUCUUUUGAAGUGGGUAAUUUGUGGAAUCUACAAAAUGUUUGCGAUGGUAUAGUAUGCUUAUUAUUAGUAUUAGUAAUUUAGAUUAUAUUAUCACAAGGCGCCUCUACAUGUUGAUUUUGGCCCCACACACGCCUUCCAACAGUCCGGGACUCCUUAGUCUCGAGACAUGGAAACGACGUGUAUAUAGUAUAAUAAUAAUUUAAAAAAAAAUACAAAGCCACUUUACAACAUUUUUGAGAUCUUAUAUUGUGCUACAAUAGUUUUUUUUAAAUUUUAUUGACGAAGGAGCUAGAUAUAGUGUGACAAUAUAACCACAUGGUCUAUACAUAUUUUCCUAAUCUACAGUGAAAGACGAUGUGUUCAUAGAGUUACAUGGUACUGACUCUACACAUCGGAACGUUUGCAACUUGGCUAAGCCUCCAGUGGCUGGAAUAAAAUAGCAGGGUUCUAAUUAAAACUCUUUUUAACCUCACCAGCACGAAAAGGUUGUUUUUCCCGCGUAAAAACAGUGUAGAAAAGUGCGUUUUAUGCAAUAGAAAGAGAAAUGCUUUUUAAUUUUAUACUCCGAUUCUUCGUUUGAGAAGAUAGCCAUACAGCCUAAUGCGCAGUUAUUAUUCUUCUUCCUUAUAUGGCGAAAAAUGAGUGCGUUCAGUUAUGAGGACUGUUUUCUAAUCCAAAAGAGUGAGAGAACAGGGCAAUGCUGAAUUUAGCUACAAACAAUAUAUAAAACUUUUCAAGGUGGUAGUAGCGAAAAGUGGUAUAUUCCACACGAGAGGUUAUAACAUAAAUAGUUUAUAUACGUCCCACUACUGGGCACAGGCCUCCUCUCAAUCAACCGGAAGGGGUAUAAAGCAUACUCCACCAUGCUGCUCCACUGCGGGUUAGGACACUAGAGGAAAUUUGUUUUAAGUCUCGUGCUUUUAAAUUACUCACUGCGCUCAGUAGUCUAUAUUAAAAUCAUUCGGUGAUUAGGUACUUCGAUAGUGAGUUAUUUUAAUUGGGCACUGGCAUAUAAAACAUAACUUUCCACUCUUGUGUAGUAAAUAAAUAGAUUAGAAUAUGUUUAUUGCUAUUUGACACUCCGCAUUGAAAGAAAGAAAAUAUUGAUUUCUAUAUUGGACGCCACAUUUACAAACUUAAAUUAUAGAAAAAAAAACAAAGACAAAAAGACAAAUAAUUACAGACAUUAAAUACACAAUGGAGGCGCCCAAAAAAAAGAUCUC